UUGCAAGCAUCUCGAAAUUAUGACAUCCGGAGUACAGAUCGCAGCAGCUGCCAGCUGCAAGUUCUGGAACCAAUAGAAAAAUUCGCAAUGACGCUAAAGAUUUGUUUUCUUAGGCACAAAUGCUAUGAAACUGUGAUUUUAUGGGGUAUUAGAGCAUCUCCAACCGAAAGACUAAAUAUGAGCCGCCCAUAAAAUUUUAGGGGCUUGAAAUUCUCUCGACUCCAGCCAGCCCGACCAAAUCAUGGUCCCAAAUCAAUCCGAGUGAGACCCAACUGUCAGCGAAACAAAUUAACUCUCCACCGCCGCGGACGCUCGCGCUCGAGCUCGCGCUACGCCGCCGUCCUCCCUCUGCGCCGGCGACCUCGCGCCUCGGCACCGUCCUCCCUCUCCCCCUCCCGCACCAACUGGAGACCUCCCUCCCAGAAAUAAUGACCUGUGCGCGGUGUCGAAGUCGUGGACCUGGAACCCCGUCCGAUCGCUGCUGGCGCCAAGAUCCGCGGCCGCCGCGAAGGGCCGCAGCACGGGCGCCGCGCGGAGGCCGCCGGAGCUCCUGGCCCUGGCGUCGUCCUCAGCCGCGCCCGACGAGGACGACGACGACGUCGCCGCCUGGCCCUGCGGCGGCUUGUAGUACAUCCGCGCCGUCUGCGGGCAGUGCGAGUGGAACCUUCGCCACCGCGGCGCGCAACUCUGGCUCGGCACCUUCGCCACCGCGCUCGACGCCGCGCGCGCCUACGCCGCCGCCGCCAGGGCGCUCUACGGGGACUGCGCCAGGCUCAACCUCAUGCCCGCGCUCCCCCAGGCAGCGGCGGCGGCGGCGGCGAACAAUAACAUGGUGGUCAUGAAGGCGUCCCCGGCGGCAUCACCGUCCUCCCCUGGACGCCACCACCAGUACUACAACUACAAGCAGCAGCAGGAGCCCGUGAUGAUGGCCGCGGCGAUGAUGCACUCCGCGCCCUGCAGCUCCGCCGACGACGCCUCGCCCAACUCCAACUGCUCCAACUACUCCAAUUCCAGUUCCUCGACGGCGGCGACCCCGACCGCGACGAUGCAACAGAUGAUAGCGGACGAGCUGGCGGCGGCCGUGGACCACAGCCACCAGCAGCAGCAGGCCGAGGCGGAGGACUUCGAGGACUAUGUCACGCAGCUGCCCAAGGCGGAGGACUUCGGCCUCGGGGGCUUCCAGGAGGUGCCGCCCCCCGAGGUGUUCGACGAGGCCCCCGGCGACGGUCUCUGGGACCACACCGUCGCCUGGCCGCCGUCGCCGGCCAUGAUGCUCGACUCCGCACGGCCAUGUCCAGCAUCUCCACGUACCGAGACAUCCCAGAUAGGAUGGCCGAGGCCGAUCCCUUCUCUGCCGUGCCGCGCGCCGCCGGCCGGUCGUCGGGGAGAGUAGCCCUUGCUUGGUUCAGCUGGCUCGUGUGCUUUGUGGGGCACGAGGAGAAGGGGAAGGAUUCGCGCUCGGUUCCUUGGAUGCCGAGGUAGGUGCGGCCGGCCGGGGAGGGCGCCCGUCGCCGGAGAUGCCGCGAGGCAGCAGAUCCGGCCUUGGCGAGGAGUCUACCGGCGGCGGGCGAGGAUCUCCCGCGAUGGCGAGGCGGGAUGGUGGCGGCGGCGGCCGGCGCGGGAGGAGUGGAUCGAGCG
Messenger RNA from Panicum virgatum (switchgrass), 1638 nucleotides. RefSeq names its product dehydration-responsive element-binding protein 2C-like. The transcript has a single exon. The record is from RefSeq and is a predicted model, not a curated record. The coding region runs from base 782 to 1393 and encodes 203 amino acids. NCBI's taxonomy places the organism in Eukaryota, Viridiplantae, Streptophyta, Magnoliopsida, Poales, Poaceae.